AUGAAGUUUUGGGUUUUCAUCUUGGCGCUCUACUUUUCCAAAGCUUCCGAAAGCAAUGAUAUUUCUUCAGACGAGGACCCUGGUACCUGUGUGUGCGAUUUAACGAAAAACUCCUGUGAUGCCUUUUGCUGCUGUGACGACGAUUGCACAUCUGCUGUAAUCCAGAUGUGGGAAGGAACUGAUUCAGACUCAAAUAUGUGUGUAAGGUCAAGGUUUGGCAAUAGUGAUCGGUUUUCUUGUAUUGAUGACUCGGAAGUCUACAAGAUCAACUCGAGAAGAGGCUUGAAAAAGACUGAUGAUUCCAGCAAUGAUUUAAUUUGUGUCACUGUUGAUAAUGCUCAGCCAUUUGGCAGCUUUCAUACACUAGUAAGUGAGGCAUCUACAAGUAAGGCUACUGAUAGGAUAGACUUAACAGUUGGCUACUCUGAUGUAAUCUACGCACCAAAGCCAACUUAUUCGUGAUAUAGAGAUUAUCAAGUAGAAGUAAAUGUCACGAGCAAUGAAACGACGACAGGGGUAAAAACAAUCACUCAGACCCAAACAUUUGUAUACUUAACUCCUGGGGUUGUGAUGGGGUCAGAAUAUUCAGGAUGGGCUCAUUAUCAUAAUAGAUGGACGAUCCCUGGCCCUGACAGCUAUGGGCUUUGCAAUGAUAUGAACACAAUUCAGUGGCUUUAUAAGGCAAAUCCUGGGCCAUGCACAAGGGCUUAUACAGGGAGCACUUUCCAAUCAAUUUGUGUAUCAAGUCUAAGCAUUGCCACCUAUAUGGAUUAUCUACAAAUUGUCCCAGGAGCCACCAAUGAGACCACAACUUCUAUAAACUACUACCAAAUAUACAAGAGGGACACCUCCACCAAUACCCAGACCCUGAUUCCCAUCACUACACUGACAACAACAUUUGAUUCGACCAAUUGUAUUUGCAAGAAUGCCUUUUUGGAAGCUCAUUAUACAGUAUGGACUAACAAUAAGCAAAAUGCGACUGAUCAGAUUUAUGCAACUGUGGUUAUUGCAGAUUUAAGCUUAAGCUCGUGCACUUCAACUGCUAUUGGGAACGUUACUCAGCAAUUUUCUGUGAAAUUUUUAACCACAUCUGGGCUUGAGCAGAAGAGAUCUGGGAAUCCUGGGUAUGUAAAAGGCAAGCCUGUUUUAGCUGGGACUUUGUCUGAUAAAGUGAUUAGUCAGUUUGAUGAUGGAAUUCAGCUUUAUGGAGCCAGCUCAAAAGGGGCUUGCAUUUCGUCAUCAUCAACUCCAGUAAUGGGCGGCAUACAAAGCCUGAAUUUUGGGCAGGAUGCUGUGUAUUCUUGCUAUUUAGAGUACACUUUAAGCCAGCUUGAGACUGCCUGCACUACUAGUAACUUGCAAAUGAGCAUUUUUUCAUAUCAAGAUAUUGCUUAUAUAGGAAUAUUUGGGGACGCCGAUGCAAAUACUCUUUCAGACUGGGUUGCAGUUAACACAGAUGCGAUGGCAAACCCAACUGCUGAAUUCAAUUCUACAUCGAAAACCUGCAAAUUGCCAAACUUGGUCAGUUAUGACAUUUUUUAUACAGAAACAGGAGACUUGACUAACCCACAGCCAAAAAUUGUUUAUGUGAAAAAAUCAGUAAAAAACAAUCCAUGGGAAUUCAAAAAGCAGCAGUCAGGAGAUACACAAAUAUUUUUAAAUACAGUUGUGUUUAGCUUCAUUGAGUAUACCGAAAAAUAUGAUCCCUAUGGAAGUCCUCCACUUGACCCUAUCAAAGUGAUGCCAGAUGACGUGAUUUACCCAUUUAGAUACUCUUCUGGGAGUUAUUUCAAUAUAUUUUUGGGAAUAUGCAUUUGUUUAAUAAUUUAA
Messenger RNA from Blepharisma stoltei, 1830 nucleotides. NCBI's taxonomy places the organism in Eukaryota, Ciliophora, Heterotrichea, Heterotrichida, Blepharismidae. The record is from the annotation of a GenBank genome assembly.